AUGCCGACAAUGCCAACAAUGCCCUCCCGGCAACUCCUUUCAACCCUAAUAACCUCCCUCACCAACACCCGCUGGACCCUAACCCGAACUCUCCGGAGCGAAAACCCCCUGGAUCUAAACGGCGAGCUUCGCGGGACCGCAACCUUCACCCCCCAACCCCCCACCACCACAGCCGACCGCGACUGGCUGUAUUGCGAAGAAGGCGAGAUCCCUAGCAAUGUCGGAGGCCCCUUACCAGCGGGACUACGUUGGACAAAGAAGUACAUAUGGCGCCUAGGCAGCGACAGCGGACACGUCAGCGUCUGGUUCGUGAAAGUCGCGUCGGGCCCGGAAGAAGCAGACUACUUAUUCCACGACUUCGACUUUGAUUCGGGUUCGAGUUCGCCGCUAGGGUCGGAAUCUGGGUCUGCGCAGAAGGAUCCCGGCGAAUUCGUCGCGCCGCCCGUGCCGCCCGCUGUGUCAACCCCCGGCAAUGAGAUGGAGACUACUGUGCUUAAUGCUAGGGGCAACCAUCUCUGUAUCAACGAUAUGUAUCGCACGGCAUAUGCGUUUCGCAUUGAGCCUGAUACCGGGGAGGUGCUUAGCUGGGCUAGUCGGCAUGUUGUGCGCGGCCCGAAGAAGGGGCAGGAUAUUGUUAAUCGGUACGAGAAGGAGGCAUGA
Penicillium roqueforti is the source of this 660-nucleotide messenger RNA. RefSeq lists its product as uncharacterized. The record is from RefSeq and is a predicted model, not a curated record. The transcript has a single exon. Lineage: Eukaryota; Fungi; Ascomycota; Eurotiomycetes; Eurotiales; Aspergillaceae. Bases 1 to 660 code for a protein of 219 amino acids.